CUAUUAAUAUUGUCCUAGUUGUAAUAAAAAUACUAAAUAAAAAUACUAACAAGUCCCUAUCAAUCAAUCAAUCAAUCGGUGGAUACACAUAGGACAACGUUGUCUGUUCAGUUGAAUCUGUAGUUUGGAAACAAGAAACAAGAAUAGAUAUGUCUUUCUCUCACUUUAUCCGUAGGGCCAUUAAUGGAUCAACAUCAAGAAUUGCUCUUUCAGCUAGAUCAACAUCAUCAUCAAUCUUUGCUAGUCGAUCCUUUUGUUCAGAGAAGAAGAAUAGCAAUGCUAGUAGUACUAAAACAGCAGCAUCAGAUGUAUCCUACUACCAUCUAAAUGGCGGACCUUCUCAUAUGCGAGCUGCUGUAUUUUGGGAACCAGGAAAACCCCUCACCUUUGAAGAUUUCCAUAUGCCUCGACCCAAAGCUAAUGAAAUUCUCCUCAAAACUAAAGCCUGUGGGGUCUGCCACUCUGACCUGCAUGUAAUAAAAGGUGAACUUCCGUUCGCUAGCCCUUGUGUUGUGGGGCAUGAGAUCACUGGUGAAGUAAUUGAACAUGGACAGCUCUCAGACAGUAAAAUCAUUGAAAGGUUUCCGGUGGGAUCUCAAGUUGUUGGUGCUUUCAUCAUGCCUUGUGGUAGCUGUUCCUUCUGCUCUAAGGGUCAAGAUGACUUAUGUGAGGAUUUCUUUGCUUACAACCGAGCGAAGGGAACCCUUUAUGAUGGGGAAACACGAUUGUUCCUCUGCAAUAGUGGUAAGCCAGUGUAUAUGUAUAGCAUGGGAGGUCUAGCUGAAUAUUGUGUGGUUCCAGCACAUGCAUUGGCUGUUCUACCAAAAUCAUUGCCAUACACAGAAUCGGCCAUUUUAGGAUGUGCAGUUUUUACUGCCUAUGGGGCUAUGGCUCAUGCUGCUCAAGUGCGCCCAGGUGAUGCUAUUGCUGUGAUUGGUAUAGGAGGUGUUGGCUCAAGCUGUCUGCAAAUAGCAAGAGCAUUCGGGGCAUCAGAGAUUAUUGCAGUAGAUGUUCAAGAUGAGAAAUUGCAGAAAGCUAAAUUCCUUGGAGCCACUCAUUGUGUUAAUGCGUCAAAGGAGGAUGCAGCGAAGACAAUAAAGGAAAUCACAGGAGGCUUGGGUGUUGACGUAGCUGUUGAAGCUUUGGGGAAACCACAAACAUUCUUGCAGUGUGUGCAAAGCGUUCGCGAUGGAGGCAAAGCUGUGAUGAUUGGACUUGCACAAUCUGGUGCUAAAGGGGAGGUGGACAUAAACCACCUAGUGCGACGACAG
Capsicum annuum is the source of this 1271-nucleotide messenger RNA. RefSeq names its product all-trans-retinol dehydrogenase [NAD(+)] ADH1B. Gene Ontology annotation, molecular function: zinc ion binding; oxidoreductase activity. Lineage: Eukaryota; Viridiplantae; Streptophyta; Magnoliopsida; Solanales; Solanaceae. The record is from RefSeq and is a predicted model, not a curated record.